Molecule: messenger RNA, 741 nt
Organism: Triticum turgidum subsp. durum (durum wheat)
Lineage: Eukaryota; Viridiplantae; Streptophyta; Magnoliopsida; Poales; Poaceae
Source: the annotation of a GenBank genome assembly
AUGGAGUUUCUAGGCUUGCUAGCUCUUGCCAUCGCCGCGGUGGUCGGAGUUGUCGCCGGCGAGGACUCAACCUGGAGCAAUGGCCGCGCCACGUUCUAUGGCGGCAACGACGCGUCAGGGACAAUGGGAGGAGCGUGUGGGUACGGCAACAUGUUCAGCGCGGGGUACGGGACCAACACGGCGGCGCUGAGCACCGCGCUGUUCAACAACGGGCAGAGCUGCGGCGCGUGCUUUGAGAUCCGGUGCGCCGGCAGCGGGAGCUGCCUGCCGGGCUCCGCCGUCGUGACGGCCACCAACCUCUGCCCCGCCAACUACGCACUCCCCAACAACGAGGGCGGGUGGUGCAACCCGCCGCAGUCGCAUUUCGACCUCGCUGAGCCUAUGUUCACUAAGAUCGCCCAGGCCCGUGCCGGCGUCGUGCCCGUCCAGUACAGAAGGGUGGUGUGUGUCAAGACGGGUGGCAUCCGGUUCACCAUCACCGGCCACUCCUACUUCAACCUGGUGCUCAUCACCAACGUUGCCGGCGCCGGCGACCUGACGGCGGUGUACGUGAAAUCUCCUAGCACAGGAUGGCUGACCAUGAGCCACAACUGGGGCGCCAACUGGCAGAACGGCGCCAUGCUCAACGGCCAGCCGCUGUCCUUCCGGGUCACCACCAGCGACGGCCGUACCAUCACGUCCAACAACGUGGCGCCCUCCGGUUGGAGCUUCGGCCAGACCUUCGCCGGUAGCCAGUUCUAG